Eubalaena glacialis (North Atlantic right whale) is the source of this 809-nucleotide messenger RNA. RefSeq names its product interleukin 19 (gene IL19). The coding region runs from base 70 to 618 and encodes 182 amino acids. The transcript is spliced from 6 exons. NCBI's taxonomy places the organism in Eukaryota, Metazoa, Chordata, Mammalia, Artiodactyla, Balaenidae. The record is from RefSeq and is a predicted model, not a curated record.
CUUUACAAGUGGCAAGGAACACGAAGAGUGAAGACACAGGAGAAGCCCAGGAGCGCCCCGUGAGAGGACAUGCAGGCACAGUGUGUUUCUCUCUGCCUCCUGGGUGCGAUGCUCUUUCUGUGCUCAGCGCAUGCCCGAGGUCUCAGGAGAUGUCUCAUUUCCAUGGACAUGCGCCGUAUAGAGGAGAGUUUCCGAGGGAUCAAAAACGCCAUUCAAGCUAAGGACACCUUCCAAAAUGUCACCAUCCUGUCCACGUCGGAGACCCUGCACAGCAUGAAGCCCUUAGAUGUGUGCUGCGUGACCAAGAACCUCCUGGCGUUUUACGUGGACAGGGUAUUCAAGGACCAUCAGGAGCUGAGCCCCCAAAUCUUGAGAAAAAUCAGCAGCAUCGCCAACUCUUUCCUCUACAUGCAGAAGACUCUGCAACAAUGUCAGGAGCAGAGGUUGUGUCACUGCAGUCAGGAGGCCACCAAUGCAACCAGAAUCAUCCACGACAACUACGAUCAGUUGGAGGUCCGGUCUGCUGCCAUUAAGUCUCUGGGAGAGCUUGAUGUCUUCCUAGCCUGGAUUGACAAGAAUCAUCAAGGAACUUCUGCAGCCUCAAGACAAGAAACCUAAGUGUGGUGGAUGAACAGCCCCUGAGAGGUUUCCAGUGGGAGACAGCCAACUUUGAAGGUGAGGGAGAUGGGGAAGGCUCCAUUUUUAUGCAAAUUAGGUCUUUUUGAGGAAACCUUCCUGCCCAUUUGGAAUUCUUUUCUCUGGGGCUGAGGUACUGUAGGGGAAAAAUCUAGGUUUGAGCACGUCUUACC